UUCAGUUAGAACGUCAAAGUGGGCUUGUGCAAGUGUGUGUGUGUGUGUGCUCGCAUUGGAGGGCGCAUGCGAACUGAGGCCCACACGGGAAGCCUCUCCAGAUUUCUGCCAGCUGCCUUGCUAUAAACAUUUCAGAGUGGAGGAAGAAGACUAUGGAGGGGGGAACACACGAAUCCCCAUCCAAACUACCCUCGAAUAUCAACUCUUAGCGCUUUCUUAAAGAAACUAGUAGAGGCCAGAGAGAGUGGACCUUGCCGUCGAGGCUAACAAGCACCUUUCGAAGUGUUGUACGCGCUUCGUUUCCUCUCGGCUUGGGAAUAGAGGGCAUGCUGCACCAGAGGGGGGGUUCUCAAACAAACUAUCUGACCCUGGUGGUUAACUAAAGUCAGGCUCUGUGAGGCUCGCUGGAGGAGGGAGGGAACAGCAGUUAGCGUGAGGCCACCGUGGGGCUGCUGCGCUGCUAACACACAGCAGCAGGGAAGAGGGAAGAGGAGAUGGCCACAGGAGAAAUCACCACUCUACCCGCCACACCUGAAGAUGGAGGCAGUGGUGGCUUCCCUCCAGGAAACUUUAAGGAGCCCAAGAGGCUGUACUGUAAAAACGGGGGCUACUUCUUGAGGAUAAACUCUAAUGGAAGUGUGGACGGGAUCAGAGAGAAGAACGACCCCCACAUCAAGCUUCAACUCCAGGCGACCUCGGUGGGGGAGGUAGUGAUCAAAGGUGUCUCAGCCAACCGUUAUCUGGCUAUGAAUGGAGAUGGAAGACUGUUUGGAGCGAGACGGACAACAGAUGAAUGCUACUUCAUGGAGAGGCUGGAGAGUAACAACUACAACACCUACCGCUCUCGGAAGUACCCUGACAUGUAUGUGGCAAUGAAAAGGACUGGCCAGUACAAGUCAGGAUCCAAAACUGGACCCGGCCAAAAAGCCAUUCUCUUUCUCCCCAUGUCAGCUAGACGCUGAGCUCACCUUGUCUUACCAAUCUUAAAAGUCAGCCUGGCUGCAGUGCAAACAAACAAACGAGAUAUGAAAAAGACAAUGGAGCUUAUUCAUCAUCAGCAACAUCAUCAUCAUCCCUGUAGUUGGGUUCUUCAACGGCAGGCAUUUCAAUCAAUGGUGAAGGUGCAUAAAGAUGGUGGUCCCCCAUGUCCUUACAACAAACGCCUCAUUUGUUAAGUUUGCCGUAUUGUACAGUGCUCUCCAUUACUAUUUUUAUAUUGGCAUUAGUGCAGUAUACAUGAUCCCAAUUCUAGCUCCAAGACAGUGGCAAAUAAUCAAAUAAAAAGUAGAUUGUGCUGAUUUAUUGGUGCAUUGAACCAUGUCACGCACCGUAGUUUAAAAACUAUGUGGAUAGUGCUCAAACAAUGACUGAAUGAAUUUCUCCAUCUUUAUGCACCUUCGCCAUUCAACUAUAUAAUGUGAGUUUGACUAAGGCUGCUUCAAAUAUUGUAAUGUACAUUGAUAAUCUGCAUAUUCUUUCUCUAUUUAACAAUUUAGAAAAUACAUUUUAGACAAAAGUGAAAGUGAGAUGCCACUUUGUAGUUCUGGGCUUUAAAAAGUAAAGUUUUACUGCACGGCAGUAAAGGCUAGCUUUUUCAUGCCCAGAACUUUACUUGAUAAAACUUUUAAAUAGAACAUUGGGUUUGCAAAGCUAAAUCGAGCACACCAUUACUCUCUAAAGUCAUUGCAAGACAAACAGUAGACCUAGUACCU
Coregonus clupeaformis (lake whitefish) is the source of this 1712-nucleotide messenger RNA. RefSeq names its product fibroblast growth factor 2 (gene fgf2). Gene Ontology annotation, cellular component: cytoplasm. The transcript has 3 exons. NCBI's taxonomy places the organism in Eukaryota, Metazoa, Chordata, Actinopteri, Salmoniformes, Salmonidae. The record is from RefSeq and is a predicted model, not a curated record. Gene Ontology annotation, biological process: fibroblast growth factor receptor signaling pathway; positive regulation of gene expression; regulation of cell migration. Gene Ontology annotation, molecular function: growth factor activity; fibroblast growth factor receptor binding. Bases 495 to 962 code for a protein of 155 amino acids.